Molecule: messenger RNA, 3064 nt
Organism: Larimichthys crocea (large yellow croaker)
Lineage: Eukaryota; Metazoa; Chordata; Actinopteri; Sciaenidae
Product: smoothelin-like protein 2
Exons: 14
Coding region: 506-2515 (669 amino acids)
Molecular function (GO): protein binding
Source: RefSeq, a predicted model, not a curated record
CCAAGCUCAGGAGACACAGAUAGCUCAGACAGCACACUGGUCUGGGGCAGCAGGGGCUGAUAUCUAGUAAACAUAGUAGAUGCACUACCCAAGAGGAAGACUGAAUAAAAUCAUCUGUCACUUAAACUGGAUCCCUUUGAAAGAUGAGAGGUGGAGAGUAAGAGAAUACGCACAUUGAGAGAAGUCCUCCAUGGAGCUUGAUGGGACUUUAACAAGUUGCUGCCAAGGAAGGAACCCUCCUUCAACCCCAGUCAUCCUUAAAACCCUUUUUCAUCUUCAGCGUUGCUGGAAAAGUGGCAUGGAACACAGCAGAUAUCUUUGAAGAUUUUCAGAAGGAACAAUUAGUAGUGACAUUGUUUGGUCAAGAGCUUUUAAGAAACGUGAACGAACUGAAAAAGACAAGGUAGGACUAGACAGAAGGUUUGGUUUCUGAGCUCCAUACUGGCCACCCCAUAACUCAUUUGACUUGAAUCUCCAGGGUGGUGAGGGUCAAAGAAGAAAAGCCAUGGAUGUAGCCACAGAGAGUGUUCAGGAGGUGAAGGCAAGCGAGGCUCUGGUUCAGUUUAAGGCCACAUUGCAAGCUGCUGUCAGGGAGGUGCACGUGGACGUAAGUGCUUUCAAGCAACGCAUAGAGCAGAGGAUUGAGGAGCUCUGCAUUUCCAAUGGACCCCUGGCCAGCGCGGUGGCUAGGCUGCAGGAGGAGAACCUGCAGCUCAGGGCAAAGCUGGAAGCCCUUAGCUGUCUGGUGGAGGGUCUCGCAGGGGUAAAGAUUGAGAAGAGCCUUGUAGAAGUAAAGGUGAAAAACGUGGAGAGUAGUGUAGAGAAUGGACAUGUACAGAUUCAGUCCAAGACCCAGGAAGACCAGAGAGAUUUGUUUGACUCUGGCAUAUCAGAGAGCAGCCAGUCAAGUCAGUCCACUUUCACAUACACUGAAACAUCAGGGUCAAGCGGAGGAUCAAGCCAGUCUGCUGCUGCUCUCAUCAACACCCGAGCUCCUCCUCCAUGGAGAGCAAAGAGACAUGCUGAAAUUAACGGCACUGAUUCAAAAGGAGAGAAAAGCUUUGCCCAUGUUGCCACUACCGCACAAGAGAAUGGGAAUCAAGAAUGCUCAUUGGUGGACUCGAAUGCAACCCAAACUACUGAAGUUGUUCUCCAGUCCCACCAGUCUGUCACUGCCACCAUGAAAACAAGCUCAGAGUCUUCAGCCUUAACUAGCUCUCUUCAGUCAACCGUGGACUUCCCCAACAAGCCUGACCAGGAAAUAUCAGGUCUUCUGAGCAGACCCCAUCAACCCCUCACUGCAGUGACAAAAGCCAGCUCUGAAGCUCCAGCUGUUCCUCCAUCUCCUGUGUCAUUACCCAAAACAACAAAAGAAUCUUCAGUAAAAUCAGUAGAGCCUCCUGCUAAAUGUGAUGCUGAUGAACCACAGCCCCAUCUUCCUGUCACUGCCAUGACAACUAAACCCAGUCAAGAGGGUCUGAUUGCCACCAAACCUGCCCAGUCUCCUGCAUCGGUGACUAACGCAACUGGUCAUUUUACAGGGGAAGCCACAACAGGGGAAGUAGGGGAAUAUUCUUUUAUAAGAGGUACAUCAUCUGUAGCAAAGGAGCUAAGGUCCCAGGUAUCCCAGGAGCAGUCAGGCUCUGUAUCUCAGUCUCUUGUCCAUCAUCCUCUCACCGCUUCAAUACCAGAAUCCCCAACAAUGAAACGUGGCGAAUAUCCAUUUAGACGUGAUACCGUGAAUAUCUCUGCCAUGACCACAACCAACACAGAGUCUUCAUUAUCUGCUUUGAUAGCUCAGUCUCCAAGUCUUUCAGCAUCACAGGAUGCUGCAGUAAAACCUGGGGAAUAUCCCUUUAAAAGAGUGCCAGUUCUCAAGACACCCAGUCCUAGUCUAAAGAGAAGCGUGAGCUUUCCUCAACCUGCGGAAAAACUGCUUCCCUCCAAGUCGGUCAUAAAAUCUGGUUUCUCGCCUAAUUUGGACAAGAAAGUGAACAAGACAGUGGGCAUUGAGUUUAAGCAGGAUGUGAUGAAAUCACAAACACUUCCACGGCCCAGUGGUGCUCAGGCCAAAAGGGCUCUCUUUGAGAGGAUGAACACAGAGCCCACAAAGCCAAAGGACUCAAAGGAUUCCAAGCCUAAACUGAAGCGCUCUCAGAGUUUCGGAAUGUCCAGUGCCAGUGGUAUAAAACAGAUCCUCUUAGAGUGGUGCCGCUCAAAAACCAUUGGCUAUCAGAACAUAGAUCUCCAGAACUUCUCGUCCAGCUGGAGUGAUGGAAUGGCUUUCUGUGCUCUGGUCCACUCUUUCUUCCCACUGGAGUUUGAUUACAACACGUUGAACCCUGCAAACCGCAAACAAAACCUCCAGUUGGCCUUCACCACCGCAGAGGAGCAGGCUGAUUGUCUCCGUCUGAUCGAGGUGGACGACAUGAUAGAUAUGGGGGACAAGCCAGACCCCAUGUGUGUGUUUACAUACGUCCAGUCCCUCUACAACCACCUGAAGAAGUUUGAAUAACUCUGUAUCAGAGUAGAUUACAAAGCCUAGAUGCUAUUAACCACAGUGUGCCAUGAACACUUUGAAUGAGCGGACUAACAUGUAGCACUAAAUCAGUGUCUGACAGGCAAACUAAGGAAACCACUGUUGUUAGAAUCACAUAAACAAAUAUUUUUCUCAUAAAUAUAUUUCUCAGUUUUAUACUGUAUGUGUGUAUUCACCAGAUUUCCUUGUGAAUUUAUAGUCGACUGACACUGAUUCUUAAAAUGCAGUUUCUUAUGACAUGUAUUGUGAUGUGUGUGGCUCUAAUGUUGCUGUAUUUAAAAAGUGGAGGUUGUUUUUCAAUAACAAUAAUGUAAUCAAAAAUUGGAAGAUUACCUUACAGUUAAAAAAAAAAGAAGAAAAAUUGCGAUAGCUGCUGUUGAUUAAUAAGUGUUUGGGAACAUGAGCAUUGUUACAAAAGAAAAAGGAGUUCUGAACAAGUGUAGAGAUGCUCCAGUAACAAUAAACUGGUGUCUUGCUUCAGUUGGGUAUUGUAAUGUGGCAAAAUAAAGCAAUUUUCUAAUACUU